UAUAUAUACGUUAAUAAUCUUUGGAAGCACGGGGCAUGUGACGCGUAUAGACCCCUAUUGUAGAUCCGGCCAAACAUCCUCGUGCAACAUUUUUCGUGAAUCUUUGACGUUGUAUGUUCACCAACUAACCUGCUAAUCGAAGUUAAGUACAUUCCGUAUUCGACAUUAUCGACAUAUCUCCUAACGUUGAUACGCAUUAAAAUAGACAGUGGCGCGAAAAAUUACUGCAUGCUGUCUCUUUCUCUUUCAUUUUCCAACGUUGGCGGGAACGUAUUAGAAAGGCGGGAAACGUGAGCUUGUGAUCUAUUCGAUCGGUAAACGAACGAGUUUUCCUUCACAGAUUCCGUCAUCCUCGUGAUGACUCGUAAACAUUACUUGAAGCGUAACGUUACCCGGCGAAUGAAAGAUGAAACGCACGAGAACGAACCAGGUUCCAGCAGGAAAAAAAUACAUCAACGCAGCAAGAAAAGCACAGAAUUUGAUGGAGCAGCAGAGCAAGACGGUGAACUAGAUUCAACAAUUAAAUCAGAUUCAACUGAAAUAAAAAUGGAAAUACAAAAGGAAAAUAUUACUCGAGAAUUCGACAAAGAAAAUUAUGAUCCAGAAACGAAUCAAGAAGAAACGAAGGAAAAUCCAGAAAAAAAAAUAAAAACGGAAAAUAAUACAAAAACAAUUGAAUUAAGAGUUCAAAAUAACAAGAAGACAUCUGUUGCGGUAGAACGAUGUCAAUACUGUAGACAUGUUUUAAAUAAUGAUAUAGAACUGUAUCAAGGACAUCCAAAUGGAGCAGUCGAAGAACAGAUAGCUUUAACGGAUCCUAAGCUGUGUUUAUUUACUGGAAACGAAUCUUUUAUAGACGAGAACGAUGAGAGGCCGCAAAAUAAAUUAACUCAUUUUAAUGUUUAUGACAUAAACGGACAUUUAUGUCCUUUCGACACGGGGCUUAUAGAAAAAAACGUCUUAUUAUAUUUUUCCGGGUACAUGAAAGCUAUUUACGAAGAAGAUCCUUCUCCUGAAGGAGGUAUUCCGACAAAAGAUAUGGGACCGAUAAAUGAGUGGUAUAUUACUGGUUACGAUGGAGGCGAAAUGGCAUUAAUCGGUUUCUCUACUGCAUUUGCGGAAUACAUUUUGAUGGAACCAUCUGAAGCUUAUGCGCCGUUGAUGGAUGCCGUUAAAGAGAAGAUAUAUAUGAGCAAAAUGGUUAUAGAAUUUUUGAUACAUUCUUAUACAUUUCUUGAAAUUGAACCAGAGUACGAGGAUCUGUUAAACAAACUUCAAACGACGGUACCGCCCAAAGAAACGAUGAGAUUUACGGAGGAUACGCUGUUACGACAUGCGCAAUUUAUUUGCGAUCAAGUUUCAUCAUCAGAUAAUAGUGCCGGUCCUGACGACACUCUUCUCAUCACAGCACCAUGUAUGCGAUCUCUUAUGCAUCUUUCUGGCGUUACUUUAGGUGGAAAAUCAGCUAUCCGUCGAACAAAACGUGAGCGAAAGAUUAAACAGCCCUCCUGGUCAAUGGCAACUACGACAAAAUUAGUUAACAAUAUGUUCGAAAAUAUAUUUGCUGGCCAAUUAGCUAAACAUGAUAAUCGUAAGGUAGGACCUAAGAGAAGGCGUUGCGGUGUUUGUGAGAACUGUCAGCAGCCUGAGUGUGGCAUUUGCCAUGCUUGUAAAGACAUGCUAAAAUUUGGAGGCAAAGGAAUUUAUAAACAAGCAUGCAUUAACAGAAGGUGUCCAAAUUUGGCGAUUCAGGAAGCAGAUGAUUCUGAUGAAGAACAAUAUGAAAAUGAAGAGCAAUAUGGUAGUUUAAAAGAUAAAACUAUACAAGAAAAAAAAAAUGAAGAUUUUAAAGAUCUUAAGAAAGCUGCAAUAUGGGAAGGAAAGGAUAAAAUUGUUAACAAGCAUAAAACAUUUUAUAAAUCAGUUAUAGUUGGCGGCGAAAAAAUCGAAAUAAAUGAUUAUGUUUUGUUGGAACCUAAAAAUCCAACAAUUUCUGCACAAAUUUACAAAGUUAUGUAUAUGUGGGGUACCAAAACUGGAGAGAAACGGUUUCACGGAAUUCAUUUUCGUAGAGGUACUGAUACUGUACUUGGAGAAACAUCAGAUCCUAUGGAAUUGUUUUUAACUGACCAAUGCAUUGAGGCAUCAUUUACUUCUGUUAGAGCAAAGGCAACUGUUAUCUAUAAAAAAAUGCUUGAUAAUUGGGCUGAAUUAGGUAAUAUAGACGUGGAUGACGAUAUAAAAGAUACGGAUGGCAGGACGUUUUUUUAUCAAAAGAGAUAUGAUCAUGACAGUGCUCGAUUUGAAGAUCCACCACCAAAUCCAGAAUGUCCGAAAAAUCACGAUAGUUAUCGAUUUUGUCCGGCUUGUAUCCAAUUAGCCAUGAUAAUGCAAAGUAAUAUACCCAAGGUCUACAAUCUAAUAGAAAAAAGAAGCAGCAAGGAAAUAAUUUAUGAAUUAAUAAGAUAUAAAGGUGAAGAGUAUAGAGUCGGUACUGCAGUAUUCUUGCAUCCAGAUGCUUUUACAUUCAAACAUAAACGAAAAUAUCAAGAAUCGAAAAAGCCACAAAUAAAAGAUGUAAAUGAAGAUAUGUAUCCAGAAUUAUAUAGAAAGCUGGAUGAAAGACCAAUAUUGUCAAACUCUGACACACCUGAACCUUUUCAUAUUGGUUAUAUUAACAUGAUAUAUGCUACAACGACUUCAUUACCGCUGCCCUCUGAUAUUUUUAUUAAAGUAAACAAAAUGUACAGACCGGAAAAUACUCACCGAGAUUUAGCCUUAAUGGAGCAAUCGGACAUUAAUAUGAUAUAUUGGAGCAAUGAGAUAUGCACAGUAAAUAUUUCUAUGAUCGCUGGUAAAUGCUAUCUGGCCUACUUUAGAAACAUGAGUGAAUCUAUUGAAGAAUGGUCAAUUGGCGGUCCAAACAGAUUCUAUUUUACUGAAUCUUACAAUCCUAAAGAAAUGACAUUCGACGAACCACCUUAUGAUAUUAUUAAUACGAGUAAAUAUGGGAAGGGAAAAGGCAAAGGAAAGGGAAAAGGAAAAUUAGCAAAGAAAAUGGAAGAAACUGAAGAAAAAGAGAUUUUUGAGAAACCCAUAGACUAUAUUACUAUACCAAGAAAAUUACAGAUGUUGGACAUAUUUGCUGGAUGUGGAGGAUUAUCCGAAGGAAUGCAUCAAGCGGGUAUAGCAGAGAGUUUGUGGGCAAUUGAGAGAGAGGAGACCGCAGCAAAUGCGUUUCGGUUGAACAAUCCGAAGGCUACAGUUUUUUCGGAUGAUUGCAACAAGUUGUUACGAAAAGUGAUGAAUGGUGAUCAAGUAGAUGAUAAAGGUCAAAAACUUCCUCAGAAAGGAGAGGUUGAACUUAUAUGUGGCGGCCCACCAUGUCAGGGUUUCAGCGGCAUGAAUCGCUUUAAUUCACGACAGUAUUCAUUAUUUAAAAAUUCUCUCAUUGUCUCAUUUCUAUCUUACUGUGACUAUUAUAGACCGAAAUUUUUUGUAAUGGAAAACGUACGAAAUUUCGUAUCUUGCAAAAAAGGAAUGGUGUUAAAAUUAACUUUAAGAUGUCUCCUUCGUAUGGGCUAUCAGUGUACCUUUGGUAUUCUUCAAGCCGGAAGUUAUGGCGUGCCGCAAACGCGAAAAAGGAUGAUACUUAUAGCUGCUGCACCUGGAGAGAUACUUCCAAAGUAUCCAGAACCGACGCAUGUGUUCAGUAAACAUUGCUGCUCCUCGACUGUAUUGGUGGAUAACGAGAAGUACGAAAUAAAAUUUGAACGAAAGGAUUCUGCUCCAUAUAGAAAUAUUACUGUCAAAGAUGCCUUAUAUGAUCUACCACCAAUUAGAAGUGGUUCGAACGAAGAAGAGAUGUCUUAUAAUACGGAACCAAUAACGCAUUUCCAAAGAAAGAUGAGAAGUAAACCGCACCGAUCAGUAUUGACGGAUCAUAUAUGUAAAGAGAUGAGUCCACUUGUAGAAGCGCGAAUGAGCUAUAUACCAACGACGAUUGGUUCUGACUGGCGCGAUUUGCCGAAUAUUGUGGUGCGACUGAGCGACGGUACUUUUACCAACAAAUUAGAAUAUUUAUAUGAUGAUCCGAAGGUUGGGAGAAACUCACAGAAUGGAUUUCGCGGAGUAUGCAGUUGCUGUAGUGGUCAAUCAUGCGAUCCCACUGAUAGGCAAUGUAAUACUCUGAUUCCAUGGUGCUUACCACAUACCUCGAACCGACAUAAUAAUUGGAAGGGUUUAUACGGAAGACUUGAUUGGAAUGGAUUUUUUAGUACGACUAUUACCAAUCCGGAACCGAUGGGUAAACAGGGUCGAGUCUUGCAUCCAGUACAAAGUCGAGUUGUCAGCGUGAGGGAGUGCGCGAGAUCCCAAGGUUUUACCGAUUCCUAUCGCUUCUUCGGUACAAUACUCGAUAAAUAUCGACAAAUCGGUAAUGCUGUACCACCACCAUUGGCAGCUGCUAUUGGCCACGAAAUAAGAAAGUGCAUCCGUAAUGUGACAUUGAAUACAUCUAAGUCUAUAAACGAUUAUAGUGCUGAAGCGACAACAAGUUUUAAUAAUAGUCUGAACGAAAGUCUUAAUAAAAAUCACAAUAAAAGUCUCAACAAAGGUCUUGAUGAAAAUGAAGACGAUGUUUCUGACACGGCAAUAGCUGACGAUAACAAUAAUGAAAAUCGAUGAUGUUUUGUUUUAUUAAUGAAGCGAGAAAAAUUAUUAAACAAAAUAGUAUAAUGUUGGUUUUACAUUUUAUUUUAAUUUAAUAUUAAGUAGUAAAUAAUAUUUCUGUAUACAUUAUACUUUGAUGUCUGAUGUUGAAUAUAUAUUGACAAGGAUAAACUUGUUAUAAGUAUUGUAUUUCAUACAAGCUUUUUUAUUUUAAAAUUGUUCGAUUAAGCUAUACUUGCAUUCUUUGAUUUUUCAAAAAUACCAUUCUUCUUUUAACACCAUUUUUCACUUUACAUACUCACAUAUUAAUAAUUAUAAUACAAAACAUAUUUCAUACUUGCCUCCUUGUUCAAUGCACAUAAAUAAAGGCAGAGAGUGGAUAAAAAAA
This is a messenger RNA of Monomorium pharaonis (pharaoh ant), 5059 nucleotides long. It is a transcript of the gene Dnmt1a, whose product is annotated as DNA (cytosine-5)-methyltransferase PliMCI. The transcript has 17 exons. The record is from RefSeq and is a predicted model, not a curated record. The coding region runs from base 358 to 4686 and encodes 1442 amino acids. Gene Ontology annotation, molecular function: zinc ion binding; DNA binding; chromatin binding. NCBI's taxonomy places the organism in Eukaryota, Metazoa, Arthropoda, Insecta, Hymenoptera, Formicidae. Gene Ontology annotation, cellular component: nucleus.